UGAAGAUGCAAUGUUUGAGGAUUACAAUAAAUUGCGCGAUGGGUUGGUAAAGCGUUUCCACUUUCUUCAGGGAAUGUUACCAAACGUGUCGGGAACUUUUGCAUUGCAGCCUAAUCCCAAUUAUGAUAAAUACUCUACAAUAAACACUGGUGAAAGUGAUGUCGACAAAGUUGGUUGUUAUGAGCAAUGGAACAAUAACUUUGGCCACCUGGGUUUUUGGAAUUCUCCAUAUGCAAAUAUGUUAAAUGGUACAGACGGUUCAGUUUACAAGCCAGAUAUCUCAAAAGAUGAUAUGCUUUUCAUCUUCAUUAUCCAACUAUGCAGAUCAUUAAAUGUAGAAUAUCUUGAUGAGGUCACAAUUGAAGGCAUUGAUGGAUACCGUUUCCAUCCUCCAAAGUAUUUGUUCCAAAGUGGAAAUAUUAACCCUGAUAACAAAGGUUUUUGUGUUCCAAACUGCUUACCAUCUGGUUUAUUGAGUAUCAGUUCCUGCGUGCCUUUUCAAGCACCAAUUGUUGUGUUCCCACACUUUCUCAAUGGUGACAAGUCACUAAAAAUGAUUCACGGAUUAUCGCCCAACGAAGAAAAACACGACACUUUUCAGUCUGAACCAAACACCGGCAUUCUUUUACAAGCCUCAAAGAGGAUACAGUUUAAUAUUCAGGUUGAUCCAAUGGCAGGAAUACAAGACUUGGAAAACGUUAAAUCUGCCCAAAUACCAAUUAUGUGGAUUGACGAGCAUGUUCGUAUUGACUCAUCAAAUGCCCAGAAAAUAAAGAAGAAUGUCCUGAACAAUUUAGAAAUUAUCAAGUGGGUUGAACUUGGGUUAAUUAUUCUUGGUGGUUUGAUGGUAUUGAUUGCAAUUAUAUUGUUCAUAAGAUUAGCUUGUUCAAAAAACAAUGAAACUAGAUUGAAACUGCUUGCAGAAAAAACAAGAAGACUAUGGUACUAA
Molecule: messenger RNA, 949 nt
Organism: Dendronephthya gigantea
Lineage: Eukaryota; Metazoa; Cnidaria; Anthozoa; Malacalcyonacea; Nephtheidae
Product: scavenger receptor class B member 1-like
Cellular component (GO): membrane; cytoplasm
Molecular function (GO): scavenger receptor activity
Source: RefSeq, a predicted model, not a curated record